This is a messenger RNA of Hermetia illucens (black soldier fly), 1032 nucleotides long. RefSeq lists its product as uncharacterized. The record is from RefSeq and is a predicted model, not a curated record. Lineage: Eukaryota; Metazoa; Arthropoda; Insecta; Diptera; Stratiomyidae. The transcript is spliced from 3 exons. Bases 318 to 659 code for a protein of 113 amino acids.
UCGGAACAAUUAUUGAUUUUUCGGUCUCCAGCGAUGGCUACGUCAAACUUCUCUACAUACAUUAGUAAGUAACCGAACGAUAAGGCGUAAUCUAAUAUCUAGCGCCACAGAAACGACGGCGGCGCUUUCGCUCCAGUUUUAGUGUAGCUUUUUAGUGUUUAGGUUGCAUGUCGAAUUCGUCGCGAUAACUUACUAAGAGUGAAGAAAAUCGUGAUAUCGUUGAAAUACCGCGCAAUCAUACGAGCGAAUGCAUUUUGUGCAAUUGCAAAUUUUAUAUUAAAGUGACUUUUAGUGCAGUUUUAAAGCAGAACAUCAAAAUGAAAACAGGAUUCGCUGCGGAGCCGAGCUACGAGCCGGACUAUGCGGAGAAGAGAAUGGCCGAGUUCAAGGAAGAUCCUGAAAAUAUGAAAAUUGUCCAGGAUUUUGUCGAUGAUGUCUUACGGAUAGCUCAAAUGGAAAGUGAGCAGAAACUUAAAUCGCAACAGGGACGUGGAAAAUCUUCCCGUGAAAAUUCAGUUUUAUCCAGCUUUAGAAAUGGUCGCAUUGUGCAUCGGGCUCGAGGAGUCAUGACCCGGCUAUUCGACAUAAUCUGCAACUGCGCCAAUUCAGCUACAGUUCCAGCCCAACGUCUAUCAACCAAAAGAUCUUCAAAAAAUUAAAAGGAGCCUAGCUUUCUACAACCCAUUAUAAUAUGGAAUAAUGUCUCGUGAAUUUUAAAUCCAUUUAGGUUAUUUUUUUAUUUAAAUUAAUAUUAAGAGAUAAUCAAUCAACGUUUCACGAAAUUAUCACAUUCUUCCAGACAACCAUUUAGUAUUAAUACCGGUUGGUAUAAAUGUUUGGCAAUCCCACAAAAAAAACGUUUAUAAAUCAGUACGAAAUUAUAAUAAAACGCAGGAAAAAUGAGAAAAAAAUCAAUUAGAUUAUGUGAUGUCUGUACCAAAACUAUUUGUAUAUUUAUUUUUACUCUACCCUUUUCUAUGUACGAUAUAUGUAUUGGAAAAAGAAUGGAUUUGAAUAAAACUAAACUACAAU